AUGACUCUAUUGUGGUGUCUAUGCACUCCUUUCUUUGCUGUUUACUUUGUUUCGGAAGAUGCUUCCAUUCCAAUCCAGUUGCAGCCUCACAUGUUUGGUAUAUUAUGCUGGAUUGUCUACAUUCAAGUCAUGCUUUAUCCUCCGGUGUCGAGGCCAAAGAAGCAGAUCAUCAUAAGGGCUGGGGGUUUCAUUCUUUUUUGGGCAGCGGUGGAAAUAGCUUCUGUCAUCCCCUUAAGGAAGCUCUACAUGGAUCGCGGUGUCACGUGGCCCAUUCUUAUUUACGGAAUAAUCGCAUCGAUACUUUUGGCAUUGGGUUUAAUACCCCCUUACUUUGAACUCUACAAAAGACAGGGACGUGUUAUAGGUAUAAACUUUAUCUUCUUAGCUACCGAUCUCUCGGGAGCUAUCUUUUCUCUCGCUUCAUUAGCUGUAGAUCCUGCUAACUUCGAUAUCAUGGGAGCCAUUAUCUACUCUAUAUGUGCUUUCCUCGAGAUAGGUAUAUUUGCAAGCCAUCUCGUAUGGUGUUGCCGCUUCAAAUGGUUUGCUAAUGGAUCAUCCGAAGAAGAUGUCGAGUCCAAAUUAGACACAGUGGAUGCGACCAAGAGCUCUACCAUCCCGGUGGAAGACACUGAAAUUGACUGUCUGAGUGAGGAAGCAAAGGAUUUUUAG
This is a messenger RNA of Brettanomyces nanus, 669 nucleotides long. RefSeq lists its product as uncharacterized. Bases 1 to 669 code for a protein of 222 amino acids. Lineage: Eukaryota; Fungi; Ascomycota; Pichiomycetes; Pichiales; Pichiaceae. The transcript has a single exon. The record is from RefSeq and is a predicted model, not a curated record.